CGCAGCCGCGGGAGCACACACACCGUGCGUUGUUAGAGAACGUGUUCCCCUGGUUUUGGUUCAGUGUGUGAUUAUUUUGUUUCCGCCGCUCGCCAGAAAUGAAGUCCUUAUUAUGUUUUCUUUUUUUUAAAUCCUUGAAUUUGGCGUUCAUAUGAAAAAUGUCGUUGAUAUUGAACUGUUUGAGAAGUUAAGUAACAUGCCUCAACACAUUCUUGAUAACAUCAACAGCCUAAUAUCAAUCAAACGUUUACUGAAGACUAUUUGACAGCAAGGCGCCUUAAACUUCCGUAUUCAAGAUGGUACACCGUGUCCCCCACCACCGCCAACAGAUAUUUAUUGUCCACAUCUCGGAGGGCACAAAAUCCAACCAACUCACACCUCCCUGCCCUCCGCCCACGCCCUUGCCUUCAGAAGUGAAAUACUCAGCCACCCUCGUCCGUGUCUUAGGUUGCAUUCACUUGAGCCUUGGUGCCGUUACUUUUAUGUUAGGAUUUCUAGGAAAAUUGGUGGAACCAGAAACGAGUUGGGCGGGCGCAGGCAUCUGGGGUGGCCUUGUGGCUAUGACCUGCGGCCUGACGGGGCUGCUUGCCCAUAAACUCUGGUACAAGAAUUUUAGCAUCAAGACGUUCUUGGUCGCCUCUGUGACUUCUGUUGUUAUUCACAUACUGGCCAUUGUCCUCACGAUCUAUGCCGUCAUUAAUCGACAUGAACAUUACCGCUACCUGAUGGAGGAGGCCGAAAAGAAUCCUUGGUAUCGUCCAUAUAACCUGGAGGAAGAGGAGCAUCAGCUGACCCUAAGCAUCAGUGUCAAUCAGCUAGUAGGAUUUACCUUUGAACUGAUUUUGUCCCUGUGGUCGAUGCAUAUAGGAUGGCAGGGCGUAUGUGCUGAGGAGUUUACUUCGAUUAGGAAAGAUGUUGGCUUGCCAACCGUGGCAAAUCGUACCCAACAAGUGCCUGUCUCUGCUAUCUACCAACUCUUACAAACUCACCCAGAAUUAAUCGCGCUUAAAGAUAAUGGGAAUCUUGAACCAGCUUGGGAGCGGGACGAACGACAUCCCCACUUUUCUAUGGAUUAUCAAGAGAGGUUCAACUUCUACCUUACUCGUGGUAUUGAGGAUGGCAGUCUUUCUCCUUCGAGCGACAUUGUCGACAUUCGAGAUACUCCGUCACCUGACGGCGGUCGUGGGUCUCCUGCUGCGAGUUCUACUGAGGCUGUUGUAUUCCCUGUGGCUAAAAACCGCUCGAGUAAAACUGGCCUCAAACAUAACAAAGAAAAUAGUUACUCAAACAAAUCGCUCGACGAACGUAAAAAACACCCAGAAAAUGAAUCUAAGUUCAGAUCUCCAGCGCCAAAAUUCCAAGUCCAAAAUGCAGAUGAAACAAAUGGCUUAGAAAUAAAAAACGAUCUCUUACAAAAAACACAGAAAAGCGAUAAGAAAGAAGAGUAUCAAAUGGGAACUUCUGAAAAAAUGCCUUCAAGUACUGAAAAUGCAACUAUAAACACAACCAAAGAAAGCACACACAGCAGGGUUGGAAUAAUGAAUAAGAAAGAAGAAACACUGAAUGAUCAAGCCAAAAGACUCGGUGAAAAGGAAGCUAAAGGUGAGAACAAUAAACAAAUGAGAACAGAUCGACUAAGCGAUAUUUCUGAGGAAAAUCAAGAAUCGGACGAGAAACAGAAGCGUGUAGAGCAACCCGCUGAAACAAGAAUGAAUGAGGACAGUCACGGAAACAAAGAUUCGUUAGAUCGUCUGGAAUAUAAUCCGGAAGAAACCAGUGCAGAAGAACCACUGGACCUCAUUACGAACCUGAACCCUCCCAGCCAGUUUCAGGACUUGUAAUAAUCUCUGCAGUCGUUGAGUAAGCUGUAGGGAUAAAUUUCAUUGAGUGUAUAAAAAGUUGAUGUUUCUACUGAACCUGAUUAAGGUUGCUUGUGUUACUGUAAAGCCCGAAACUGACAGUUUAUUGACGUAAUGGAGAAUUAUAAUUCAUUAAGUUUCAUACAUACAGUUCAGUCAUAGAUUUAUCUUCUCACUAAACCAUCCACUGUAAUUAUAUAUGGAUAUAUGUGUG
Messenger RNA from Penaeus indicus, 2073 nucleotides. RefSeq lists its product as uncharacterized. The transcript is spliced from 5 exons. Gene Ontology annotation, cellular component: membrane. Bases 297 to 1841 code for a protein of 514 amino acids. NCBI's taxonomy places the organism in Eukaryota, Metazoa, Arthropoda, Malacostraca, Decapoda, Penaeidae. The record is from RefSeq and is a predicted model, not a curated record.